Messenger RNA from Gloeophyllum trabeum ATCC 11539, 1608 nucleotides. RefSeq lists its product as uncharacterized. The record is from RefSeq and is a predicted model, not a curated record. The coding region runs from base 32 to 1429 and encodes 465 amino acids. The transcript is spliced from 3 exons. NCBI's taxonomy places the organism in Eukaryota, Fungi, Basidiomycota, Agaricomycetes, Gloeophyllales, Gloeophyllaceae.
AGGGUCUCCGGCACGACCGUACUCCACACUCAUGCAGCACCAGCGACGAAUUUUCAUCGCGCUUGGCGCUUUCUUCGUGCUGGUACUUCUCUUCAACCUUCGAGGACACGCGAAAAAGGCGGUAGAGGGGCCCCUUAGAUAUUCGGGCGGCAGCCUCACAGGCGAGCCGCCAAACUACGACAAGCUGCGGGAGUGGGAGAAGAACCUGCCCCAACACAAUCUGUCGUUACCAUUUCCGGAGGGGAAGGCCGGACGCUACGUGAAGUUUUCAAAUCAGAUAAAGGCGCUCGGGUGGAAUAAUGUCCUUAACGAAAUUCUGUUAUGCACUCAUCUCGCUUACGAAUCGAAACGAGCCUACGUCUUCCAAGAUUACUACUGGAAACCAGAGUACUACCCAUGGCGCAUUACGAUCUGGCCUUGGGAAAGCGGUCCUCACUGGCCGCAGACUCCUAUCAACGCUCUGAUAUCUGGACCGACCGCCGGUGGUCCCUGGGAUGACGGCGACCCCGCUCCCCGGUCUGUCAGCGAAGCGUACUUCGACGAGGUCUGCCCACCGGAGGAGCGGCAAAUCAUAGACACCGAUACCAUCAAACCCGAAUUACAGGACGCCGAAGGCGAUGUCAUCCUGCGACGGUGGACGCAGGUGCUGGGGGACUCGCCGCACCGCUGCGUGGAGGUCGUGCCCGGAAAGAACGAUAAUUUCCCGCAGACGUUCGACCUGUGGCUGAUCGGGUACAAGCGCCUGCUGUCGCUCUGGCCGGUCUUCCAGGAUUCGCCGACAUCGCGAUUGUUUGGCACUGCACCGCUCGUGGCUGCUGCGGUGGACCGGAAUGAGUAUCUCUUCCUGCCGAGGGGCUCGCGGCCGCCGCGGUAUGGUCCGCACAGCCCCUACGAGCGGAUGCUGGCGCUGCACAUCCGCAGGGGUGAUUAUGAGGAUGCGUGCUACGGCCUUGCGCGCUGGAACUCGACCUUCUACGGGUGGAAUCAGCUGCCAUCGCACCCGGACAAGUUCGAGCCUCCCCCAGGCGGGUCGUGGGGUGAGAACACGCCAGAGAAUAUUGCAUUCUACCUUGAGCAUUGCUACCCGAACUUUGAAAAAAUCGUCGAGAAGAUACGAAACUCCAAGGCGGAGUAUAUCAACAACGGGACGGGCCGCGUGCUGGACGUGAUGUACCUGCUCACGAACGCGGACAACGAGUGGGUGGAGAACUUUAAGAGCGUGAUGUACGCGCACGGGUGGUCGACGAUCGUUACGAGCAAGGAUCUCGUGUUGGACGAUGAACAAAUUGGGGUGAACAUGGCGGUGGAUAUGGAGAUUGCGAGGAAGGCGGCGGUGUUUAUCGGCAAUGGGUGGUCUUCAUUCACGAGCAACAUCAUCCAUAGACGCCUUGUCGACGGCAAGGAGCCCCUCGCUAACCGCUUCUGGUAGCACCAGCGGACGGUUCAUUCCUCUUGUUCUUGCUUUACGUUGUCUUUCUUGCUUGGCUUUCGUGAACUGUUCUCUGCGGACUUUCUUGGUAUUGUAUCGUCGUAUUUUGUGUGAUCGUGAACUUACGUACCGUAGAGACCAUGAGUGUAAUAGAAUGCCCCCAGUACAUGAAUAUACCA